This is a messenger RNA of Anopheles stephensi (Asian malaria mosquito), 2754 nucleotides long. It is a transcript of the gene Rsph3, whose product is annotated as radial spoke head protein 3 homolog B. Lineage: Eukaryota; Metazoa; Arthropoda; Insecta; Diptera; Culicidae. Bases 533 to 2530 code for a protein of 665 amino acids. The record is from RefSeq and is a predicted model, not a curated record. Gene Ontology annotation, cellular component: cilium. The transcript has 7 exons.
GGCCAGUGCGGUUGUUUUGUGUUGCGGUGUGUUUGGGUGCGCUCCAGUAGGACCUUCUCAUAAGGACACGUGAUGAGCGUGAAGUAAUUGCACUCUUAAUGAUGUGCUAGUGAAGCGAAGCCGGUCGAACAUGAGUGAUGCCUGAACGGCAGACGUUCCGUUUUUCGUUAGAAUUGCUUCCCCGAUUUUCCGAGUGAUUAACUAUUUACUCCGACGAGGACUCGCCGUCAGUUAAUGUGCUGGCCAAGGGAACCUAAAUAUAGGUCACUCCCUUGAGCUUUACCGUGGUGUGUGUGUGUGUGUGUGUUAAGAGAAUAAUUCUUCGUCCAAUUAACCUGUUAAGUUGGUGGUUUUCGCGUUCCCUAAAUAAUGAAACAGACCAGUGCUACUCAACGAUUCACCGUGUGUGUUAAAUUAUUCAACCCUGGCCCUCUAUAAAUCAUGCUACUGUAAUACAGUGAUCCGGUCCCUAACUCCCGCCCGAAGCAAAAAAAAGAACUGCAAAACGAACCGAACCGUCCGGUCCAAAAAGAUGCCGACACUAUCUGCCCGUCACCAGCCGGAACAGCAGGAACUAUUGGAGCUGGAGAGUCCCGCCUUUGCGGUCGUCUCGAGUGACCAUUCGUACCGGGCGAGCAGUCUCGGCAAGCCGAACGCAAUCGUGCGCCCACUGCGUCACGGCCGUGAGCAGCGGGAAGUGAUCGAGGGUCAGCAUAUCGUCAGCCUGCAUCCGGACUACAAGCUCCUGCACGAAAUCGAAGCUCAACUCAGUCGGCACAAUAGCCGGAACAAGGAUACGAACGCGAACGGUGGUCAGGAUCGUGGUGAUCCGGCCAAGUUACUGCGCUCCAACUACGCGCCCGGUGCGAUCGAGAUCGAGAAGACGGAUCGGGGCACCCGUCAGCAUGAAUUUAGCCGUGAGCUGGACGCCAAGCUGAGAAAGCUCCAGAACGAUUCCUCGAAGCGAUCGUCCAAAAAUGGCAGCACACAGGAGGUAAAUGUCAGGAAGCGUCCCCUAUUCAUCACAACCGUCCCGAAAGGUGUGUUCCUGCAGCCAACGAAAGAGCUCCCGCUGCUGCUGCCCGGCGCUAGCCAACGCCGCCUGUACGCGUUCGAGAGCCGGCCAAGGAUCCUGACGGCGCCCAGCCUCAGCAACAACAACAACGACAUCAAUCAUCCGAACCACAACCAUCCGGGCGAGUACGUCUGCAAGCAUGGCAGCCACCAUUACGGGAAGCCGCUAGCACCAAGGAUAUCAGCCCAGCUGGCCGCGGGUGAGGCUGAGGUCGUGCGGAAGCUAGCCGUGACGGAGCUGCAAUCGAUCGCCAACGGGCGACACCAGCGAUCCGGGCCACAGCACACCGGCCGUCCGGCAAGAGACCAACAGCAGCAGCAGCAGCAGCAGCAGCAACAUGGCUCCUAUCAGAAUGUGAUGCACGAUCGGCGAGUCAUCCGAGGCAGUAAUUAUACGUCAACGAGCAAUCUGCAGGUGGGACAUGUUAACAACUCCCCUAACAUGCCCCGGUGGAAUCCAUAUUUCGGUUACGCUGGUCUUCUAUCAGGAAAGGGCGAUGGUGAUGGGAACCAGAAGGAAGCGGAAGCUCGACGGCGCCAGAUGCUCCGCAAGAAGUAUGUUUCUCGAAAUCAGCGGGGCGUGAUCGGUACUCCGCCACCCGUCCGUGGUCGACGGCAUGAGACAGUCCAGACUGAGAAAUAUCUCGAGGAGCUCUUUCUGCAUCCUCCCGAGCUGGAUGCCGGAUGCCAGACGGAUCUGUUCCUGCACCGGCCACCAUCACCCCCGUACGUUCCCGCCAAGACCGGGUGCGAUGCAUCAACCGAAAUUCUCGACGGCGAACUGUUCGAUUUCGACAUCGAGGUACAACCGAUCAUCGAGGUACUCGUGAGCCGAACACUCGAGCAAGCCCUCGUGGAGGUGCUGCACGAGGAAGAAAUUGCCGAGAUGAAGCAGCAGCAGCAAAAGAUACUGGCAUUGCGGGAGGCCGAGCUGGCCGAGCUGAGACGUCUCGAGCAGGAAGAGCAGAAGCGCCAGGCCGAACGGGACAGACGCUUCCUGCAGGACAAAAUUGCACGCGAUCUCGACCGGGAGAUGCAGGAGCGUAUCACCGCGGCUAAGCUGCUGCAAGGCCGGCUAGAUGAGAUCGUGCCGGAGGUGAUGGCUGCCGUGGACAAGAUCGAGACGGAGGCGGAUCGGGCCGAGUUCGAGCGGCAGAUAACGCCGUGGCUGGCGAAGGAGGUUGCGCACGAAAUUGGCCAAUGGAUUGAUGCGAACGACCUGCUCGAGGAUAUGAUACGAGAAAUUUUACUGCACAAAAAGAAACUGCUGGAAGCGGAUGCAGAAAACACUGCCGACGAACCGGAGCAGGAGUACGAUGAGGUUGAUCCGGAUGAAGCGGAUGAUGAACCGGAACCUGCUUCAGCCGAGCCGGAGGGAGCGGGGGAAUCGGGGCCGGACGAGCCAGCAGCUGAGCCAGAGGUGACACCAAACAGUGAUUCCGAGAAAGCAAUGUGAUAAGUUUGGGCCCGAUGGAAGGGUUUGUGUAAUGCAUUUCGUGUAAAAAUAAUGUCCACGGAUACAAAGCUAUGGAACGGUCGGGAAUUCUCUUUGCCGGGGACUGCAUUUCUGACAUUCUCGGACCGAAAGCUCUCCAUGUUAGUUGUUUGUUAGCUGCGCAAAGCUCUACAAGACUCAAUGAAAAUGGAAAUAAAUUACUACUUUGUUUCAUUCUAAGAACA